AUGAAGAACGGAAACCAAAACCAAUCAUCGAUGACGACGAUGAAUACGACGAUGAAAAACAAACGACGAAGAACAGCCACGGGGACCGCGAUUACGAAAGCGCAAAACCUUUCCAACGCGCAAGUCGCUUUAUUCCACUGUUCGUACUGUCAAAAGGACAUAUCGUCGGUGGUGCGAAUGAAAUGUGCCUCCUGCGUCGGCGUGGACUUGUGCGUGGAAUGUUUCGCCGUGGGUGCGGAACCGUUUCCGCACAAAGCGGGGCACCCGUAUCACGUGAUCGACGACUUGUCGUUUCCGUUGUUAACCUUAGAUUGGGGCGCGGACGAGGAACUCUUACUCUUAGAAGGCGUGGAGAUAUUCGGUUUGUCGAAUUGGACGGACGUGAGCGAACACGUCGGGACGAAAACGAAAAGUCAGUGCCAACAACACUACGUCGAGGAGUACGUGAAGUCGCCGGCGGCGCCGUUGCCGGAUAUGAGUAAAGUCCUCGGGAAAGGAUAUAAAAAGUUGACCGAGGAAGACCAAGCCGAGUUGAGAAGGAAACAGAAACAAAAGAGCAAGUUAAAAGAGGAAAACGAAACCAACGGAGGAGGAGAAGAGAAUAAUAAUAAUAAUAAAGAAAACGGAACGUUGAACCAAGACGUGGAGAUGACGCUGUUGCAACAAAUGUCCAAACCUGGAGAGAUUCGUGCGGAAGGAAAUAUUUCCGAGUUGACCGGGUAUAACGUGAAGAGAAACGAGUUCGACCCGGAGUACGACAUCGAAGCUGAGUUACCUUUGGCGGAGAUGGAGUUUCGAGAGUUGGACACGGAGGAGGAUAGAAAAUUGAAAAUACGCAUGAUUGAAAUAUACAACGAGCGUUUAGCCGAGAGACAGAGGAGAAAGAAUUUCAUCUUAGAGAGAGGAUUGUUGAACGUGAAGAAACAACAAAUGUUUGAGAAGAAACGAUCGCAAUACGAGAGAGAUUUACACGGCACGUUGCGAGUAUUCAUGCGAUACUUAUCGCAAUCGGAAUACGACGUCUUGCUGGAAGGUUUAGCCGCGGAGAAUAAAAUUAGAACGCGAAUUGGCGAGUUGAAAGAAUACCGACGGAACGGGAUUACCACGUUACAAGAGGGUGAAAACUACGACGUUGAAAAGAAACGACGAAUGGAAGAGUUUGCCAGACUCAAAUCGUUCGAGUCGCCGCACUCGAGAAAGAAAGGAUUCACUCCUUUGCCGUUGGCGCAAGCGCAACCGGGAGACGCGAACAAAUCGUCGAAUACUAUUUUUCCUUCUCCCGGUGGUAGAUCGCUAAAGACGGACCAUCAUUUAGGCAAUACCUCGGGAUCGAAAAAGAGAAUGUACAUUCCCUUGGAUUUGGCCACGUUACCAGGCGUGGAGCUUUUGAGUAAACAAGAGAAGGAGUUGUGCGUGACGAAUCGAAUGUUGCCGGUGCAAUUUUUAAUGGUCAAACAACAGUUGAUGAAGUUGAGUCAAGAGAGAGGCAAAUCCAAUCCGAUUAAAAGAGCUGAGGUGAGAACGAUGUUUAAAAUCGAACCGAUUAAAGUUCUCAGAGUGUACGAGCUGUUGUGUCAGUCUGGAUACGUCAUCUCUGGCGACGAAAAGAAAGUUCAAGAAGAAGAAGAGGAGAAGGAAGAAGACGAGGAAGAAGAAGAAGAAGAAGACGAGGAAGAAGAAGAAGAGGACGAAGAAGAAGAAGAAGAGGAAGAGGAGGAAGAAGAGGAAGAGGAAGAAGAGGACGACGACGAUGAAGAUGCUUCGGUCGAAGAAGAGGAGAGCGAAGAAGAAGAAGAAGAGGAAAGCGAAGAGGAGGAAUCCGAUUCGUAA
Molecule: messenger RNA, 1830 nt
Organism: Bathycoccus prasinos
Lineage: Eukaryota; Viridiplantae; Chlorophyta; Mamiellophyceae; Mamiellales; Bathycoccaceae
Exons: 1
Coding region: 1-1830 (609 amino acids)
Biological process (GO): regulation of transcription by RNA polymerase II; chromatin remodeling
Cellular component (GO): nucleus
Molecular function (GO): protein binding; zinc ion binding; transcription coactivator activity
Source: RefSeq, a predicted model, not a curated record